Didymodactylos carnosus is the source of this 2640-nucleotide messenger RNA. NCBI's taxonomy places the organism in Eukaryota, Metazoa, Rotifera, Eurotatoria, Philodinida, Philodinidae. The record is from the annotation of a GenBank genome assembly.
AUGAUGGCGGUGAGUGCAUCAUUAACACAUGGCAGCAGAGAAAUAAAUACUCGUUUGUUUCCUGAUGAUUUACGUGAAGAACCAAAACAUGCGCUUCCACCUAUUGAGGGCUAUCGAAAAUAUGCUCUGUUACCGUUAUCUGAUGCUGUUAGUUCACUACAACGUGUCAUUCAUAUGUUACCACAUUAUGUUCGUAUUGCGUUGGAACAUACCACUGAUCAAGAGACGGCAGCUAUUUAUUUAUAUACUCUUGAAUGGCGACAACGAGACCAUAGUUUACAUGUUAUUUUAAAUCGUACAUUACGAAAUGUUGAUCGUACCAAACUCAUUCCAUGGUUGUCGUAUUUGAAGCUAUUUUUAACAGCUCUUUCCAAAUUACCACCGGUGAAAGGUAACGUUUAUCGCGGUGUGAAAGGGGAUCUAACAAAAGACUAUAAAAUUGGUAAACGAUACAUCUGGUGGGCAUUUAGUUCGUGUACUGCAACUAUCAGUCAAACGUUUGAGUCAAUAUCUCGAAGUCGCACACUAUUCAAUAUUGAACAAGCAAAUGGAAAAUCAAUAAAAAAAUAUUCGUCCUUCUCAUUAGAAGAUGAAAUUCUCUUACUACCUGGUUUUUAUUUCGAAGUUAUCGAAAUCUCAAAUCCCUCACAAGGAUUCUAUAUCAUCCGCAUACGGGAAUUUGAACCUCCCGAAAUGUUACUUGAACCAGCCAUUAGUGAGCUCAAAGUAGAUGUUCAUGAUCUGUUGAAACAAGCAUAUGAACGGUACCAACAUGAAAACGACAUACCGAGAUUAGCCAUAGUAUUACCCGAUAUGCAUUCUUCAUGGAAUGCUGAGAAUAUAUGGAAAAACACUUUUAGAUUGUUUUUCAUUUGUGAAUGUGCAGAUGAUAACGUUCAUUUGUCUCCUCAUCCAGGCUAUGUUUUACGUCACCCGGAACAAUUUUUCGCAAUACAUGCACAGUAUUUGAGACUCAUGCACAACAUUGCAAACCAUUCACCAUCGCUAAAACAACAACAUUUGGACAAAAUCGAUUCUAUUCUUGACUCAUUAGUGGGUCACAAUGCAAAUACCAAUCUGAAAGAUUAUAUGAAUGAUACAGCAUUAGGAAAUUUAUAUCGAGUUGUGAGGGACAGUGGUCAUGUUCGAUGGGUAUGUAUUAAACAUUGCCCGAAUAUCAAUAGUACGAUGAAUGAGCUGGAAAAACUCGGUAUAAACUUUGAUAGACGAUUAGGAAAGGUUCAGGUGAUUGGACAGUUUCCUGAUAUUUUGGAACUAGAUUCACGAGCCGUAACAAGGUUGUGUCAGAUACUCACAUCCGAUUUUUACUUCUAUCGAUUGAGUUUUGGAUGUUUGAGAAUAAGUCGAAAAGAUCUUAUGAGAGUAAUUUGUGCAGCUAAAGCGAAAGAUCUUCUGUUAGCUUAUAAUGUAGAGCUAUCAGGCGAGGAUAAAGGCGUGACAGUGGAUCUGGUUCAAGAAAUUUUGAAUAAAUCCCCGGCAAAACUUGGUGUUUGGUUGAAUAAUGUAUCACCUGAUGAAGGUCGAUUACUUGCACAACUACUUGUAGAAAACGGACGAUUGACUGGUCUAAAUAUUUUGACGACGACAAUCACAAACGAGUGUGCACAAGCUUUUGGUGAGUCUACACUCACUGAUUUUUCACUACUUAAUUGUGAAGUGACCGAUUCGUGUGCGCGAAUAUUGGCUGAUGCAUUUCACACAAACACGACAUUAACAAAAGUAUACGUAAGUGGUGAUAUGCCUGAUCCGGUUGUAAACGAUAUAAUCCGUGGUGUAUCAAAAAGCAUGAGUAUCCAAGAAUUUGGCAUUAGCAUAAAUGAAUCGAUGGGCUCGGAUGGGGUAAAUGCCAUAGCAAAUCUGCUGAAAACGAACCAGUGUAUGAAAAGCUUAGAUUUACGUUCAAAUAAGUUGAAUGGAGGGAGCACGAUGAUUAUUGCUCAAGGGCUAAAAGUUAACAAAAUGCUAACAUCAUUUGAUCUGUCAGAUAACAUGAUCGGUGAUGAAGGAGCGAAAGUUAUAGGCGAAGCACUGACAGUAAACGCUACUUUAAUUGGACUCGAUAUGGCAAAUAAUGAUUUGUCUGUUGAUGGUGUGGAAUUCAUUUCGAAUUCUUUGAAAACAAAUCAGGCAUUAACACAUCUUUACGUUGCUGAUAAUGAUAUAGAAGAUGAUGGUGUCUAUGUUUUAUCUGAUAGUAUAAGGAAUCUAGUGAGUUUAGAUAUCAGUGGAAAUAACGUAACGGAUGAAGGCGUAAGAGUAAUUUUGAAGGCUAACACCAAUGUAAUUAAUCUUAAUUUGAGCAGAAACAGACUUGGAGAUGUAGGUGCACAAUAUCUGGCUCAGUUUUUGAAAAGCAACAAUACCCCAUUAGCAUGUUUGAGUGUUGAAAAGACUAUGAUAUCAGUAGCAGGCAUAGCUGAAAUAGCAAAGGCUUUAAAAGUUAAUACAACUCUAACUAGCCUUGAAAUAUCUCUCGAUGAUCCAUCGGAUAAUCUUGUGACACAAAUUAUUGGCUCUCUGAAAGCAAACUCGAGUAUAAUACACCUUAAACUUAUCAUUUCUUACAGUGGACGAAACCAACCGAGCAAAACCAUUACUGAACGUGAUAUAAGAAAUUAA